Xylaria bambusicola is the source of this 2443-nucleotide messenger RNA. Its product is annotated as putative MFS siderophore transporter. The record is from RefSeq and is a predicted model, not a curated record. Gene Ontology annotation, molecular function: transmembrane transporter activity. Bases 423 to 2309 code for a protein of 628 amino acids. The transcript is spliced from 4 exons. NCBI's taxonomy places the organism in Eukaryota, Fungi, Ascomycota, Sordariomycetes, Xylariales, Xylariaceae. Gene Ontology annotation, biological process: transmembrane transport.
ACUAUCUUGGAAGCUGCUUUCGCCUAGUGGGCUGAGCAUAUGAGACUUUUCUCACUCUAUUUGCGACAUUCAUUUCCGUGACCAAUAUCGGCGUGUCAUCGUAUGUUUACUGUUUUCCUUCCGUCCAUCUAUCGAAUACGAGUAAAUAAGCAAAGUUGCAAUCCCGUAGUUUCAUUGUAAAAAGAAGAAAGCUGAGAGACUCAAGCCAGCUUUGGAACCUUGAAGGUCAGGUGGCGGCCCGUAGGGCUCAUUGCCGAGCCUGUCCUCAUCCUCCCUGAAUCCUACGUCUCCACCAUCCCUCAUACUGCCCCAGCAGCUGACACGUCAGUGUGACUGGGUGACUUACCCCCGUGCCUGAGCGCGGCACGCAGAGACAUUUAUAAUUAUAUUACUGCGGGCCUGUCGCCCGUCUUGCUCUCGCCAUGUCCCAAGUUCAUCGACGCGCUGUGGCCUCCAUCAACAUGCAGGACCUCAGCGCCAGCAGUAGUACCAGUAGCCGGGCACCACUGCUGAGCCCGGUUUCCAGCAGCAGUGACGGCGGCUCGGACUUUGAUGAGAGGGCCAGCUAUGGCUCAACCUCGGGGAGGAAAGAUGGUGUCCUGUCGACAAGCUCUCAGAGUGAUGACGAUGACGAUUUGGAUGAUGAGGACGAGGUAGAUGGCAGAGAUGAGGAACUUGGUGUUCCCGCCCACGGUGGCAUUCAAAAGGCAGAUGCAAUCAACCGAGUCUGGUCUAAAGCUGCGCUGGUCACAGCAUAUUUAUUCAUCUUUCUGUGUUCUUUCGCCAACGCUUUGCAAUGGCAGGUCAUCUUCAAUCUGAUGCCCUAUGUUGUUAGCGAGUUCUCUUCUCAUUCCUUGAUACCAACCAUCGGUAUCGUUUCGAACGUCCUCAGCGGCGUGCUGAAACUUCCAGUAGCUAAGAUUAUCGACUCCUGGGGCCGGCCCCAGGGAUUUGCAUCUAUGACCCUCCUUGCUGCUCUAGGGUUGGUUCUUAUGUCUCUUUGUCGAGACGUUCAAACCUAUGCAGCUGCCCAGGUCAUAUACCAAGUAGGAAUUAGCGGUUUCACGUAUAUCCUCGAAAUUAUCAUUGCCGACACUUCUUCCCUGAAGAACCGAUCCCUCGCUUUGAAUUUCAGCUCAAUGCCCAAUCUCGUCACCACAUUCAUUGGACCGGCCAUUGCUAGUUACUUUACGGAAGAUGAUCUUUGGAGAUUAGCAUUCGGCUUCUCGGCCCUUGCCCUCGUUUUGCUAUCUCUCCCUCUAUUUUGGAUCUUAAUUCUAAAUAUGAGAAAGGCGAAGGAACUAGGACUCCUUGAGACGUCUACCAAGCAGGAACCCUGGACUAUAAGCAAAUUCCACCGCUAUCUAGUUGAAUUUGAUGCUGUGGGAAUGCUGCUACUCAGCGCUGGAAUGACGCUGAUACUAAUCCCAUUUUCUCUAACCACCAAAUCUACUGCUACCAACAAUAUCAACGUCUACACAUUUACCCUCUUCUUAGGAUUUGUAUGUGUAAUUGCAUUUGGUUUUCAUGAAAAAAGGACGAAGAAACCGUUCAUAGCAUUUUCGCUUCUAUGUUCCCGCAAUGUCGCUGGGGCUUGUCUACUAUCGACUACGAUUUUCGUAGCCUACUUUGCCUGGGAUGGCUACUAUACAUCUUAUCUGCAGGUAGUCCACGGGUUAACUAUCACUCAGGCUGGCUACAUCGGACAAACUUACAGUAUUGGGUCGUCUAUUUGGGGACUUGUAGUGGGUUAUUUAAUCCGAAAGUCCGACCGGUUCAAGUGGCUCGCCGUGGUAGCGCUACCAGUGCAUAUUAUCGGUGGCGCUCUGAUGAUUAUCUUUCGACGACCAGACACACAUAUCGUAUGGGUUGUCUUGUGCCAGAUCCUCUUGACUAUUGGUGGUAGUACACUUGUCAUUUGCGAUCAAAUGGCAGUGAUGACGGCCGUCAGUCACUCCGAGCUUGCCUCUACCAUGGCUAUUCUAUCUUUAGCUACCUACUUGGGAUCCGCGAUGGGUAGCUCACUCAGCGGUGCAAUCUGGAAUUCCACUCUGCCAGGGGCCCUUGCUGAGCUCCUCCCAGAGUUAAGCCCUCUCGAGUUAGUCAGUAUCGGCUCUGAUUUGAAGAAGCAGUUGAGUUAUCCCAUGGGAACACCAAUUCGUACAGCCAUCAUCGCCGCUUAUGGACAAUCACAAGCUCGUAUGUGUAUAGUCGGUACUCUAAUAUCACUUUUAGAAAUUGGGGCAGUUUUGAUAUGGAAAGAUAAACGGCUGAGCCGGUCGAAACAGGUCAAGGGGACAGUACUGUAAUUGUUGUACAUCGAUAGAAUUCAUACACUACUUUAGAUCGAUAGAAUAGACAAAGAUCAAAGUAUCUCUUGUUCGAACCACGCACUUCGCUAAUCUGCUUUUGUCAUAACCCCGGGAGUACUCUUUAGGCCUGG